AUGUUCAUGCCUAUUGGUGUAAUUACUUUUCGACGUUUUGCAUUAAAUCGACAUUAUUUUCCAUUAUGGAACGAAUCAAACGUUCAUCUCGGUGAUAUGAAUUUGACAACGAAUAAAAAAAUUGAAGAUGUUCAUGGUGCUUUACAGAUUGAUUUUGCCAAUAAAUAUAUCGGCGGCGGUGUUUUAGGUUCGGGUUGUGUACAAGAAGAAAUUCGUUUUAGUAUUUGUCCUGAAAUGCUUGUUAGUUUACUUGUUUGUGAAAUGAUGGAAAAGAAUGAAUGUAUAUUCCUUAUUGGUUGUGAACGAUAUUCAUCAUAUAAAAGUUAUGCAAGUUCAUUUGAAUACGCCGGAGAUUAUAAAGAUGACACACCCAAAGAUAAUUGGGGACGAAAAUGGUGUCAUGUUGUAGCUAUGGAUGCUAUUUUUUUCCGUGAUCCAUCAAUACAAUAUCAAAUGAAAGCUAUUGAACGUGAAUUACUCAAAGCCUAUACAAGCUUUCAUCCUCUUGGAAAAUGA
This is a messenger RNA of Rotaria sp. Silwood2, 516 nucleotides long. Lineage: Eukaryota; Metazoa; Rotifera; Eurotatoria; Philodinida; Philodinidae. The record is from the annotation of a GenBank genome assembly.